AUGUGGAGACGAUUCGGACCUAUAGAAUUGCGGACGGCAGUCUUACCAGCACCAGCUAAUAAAGUCGUCUGGAUAGCAGAUGAAUCUGGAAGUCAUAUCAAUGAGUUGAUGACAGUCGAGCAGGCAGCCACCUUCGCAGCUCUCAAAGCUUGCAUUGAGCCCAUUGCAAAUAUUAUUCGUAGCGAUCAACCGGAUAUUCUUCAUCCGGAAUUCGAAUUCAUGACUCUUUUAGUAAAAUAUUUCGAUUCAUAA
Protopolystoma xenopodis is the source of this 252-nucleotide messenger RNA. NCBI's taxonomy places the organism in Eukaryota, Metazoa, Platyhelminthes, Monogenea, Polystomatidea, Polystomatidae. The record is from the annotation of a GenBank genome assembly.